AUGAAAACGGCCUCAGGAAAGGUAAGAACGCCAGAACUGUACAAACUGAGAUGCAUGUAACUGCAGCAUAACAUGUUUAAUGGAAGUGUGUGUGUGUGUGUUACCGUUGAUGUGGGUACAAAGAACAUUUAAUUCAAGAAGCAGGAAAUGGUCAUUCUAAUCUGCUGUGACCAGCAACACGAGGGCUCUGCUCAUUCUGUUCUUCCUCUAUAUAUACACACACGCAAACACACAUUCUGCCUCUCACACAAGUCCAUUAACCUCCAUAUGUUAAUUGAAUGCUCCCUAACACAACAACAUCUGCUUGGAGUUAACAACUUUGAGCUAUUUCAGUCACGAGACCACCAGUGUAUUUACUAAGAACCAAAUGGAGGAGAAACGGGGAUAGACUAACUUGGAAUUGUCCAAUAGUUUUCCAUUGCAAGCGUUACCCGUUGAUAAAUAUAUUGUGUGCACUGCCAAUUGUGCCUAAUUGCUUAAACAAACACACACACAGACACAGAGCUCGACAUUUUUCGUUUGAGCUUUGUUUCUAUUGGCAUUUUCAUAGAUAUAUCCAUAAUAAUGACGUUUAUGCAUGAAUUGCUCUGGCUCAGAAAAAGUGAAUUUCUCUUCUGGACACUGUUCACUAUGUAUGGUACAAGGGAGAUCGCAAUCCAAAGUGAAAAAAAAAGAGGUCCGACAGGCAGACAGCAAUGCUUAUAUGAACCAUUUGCUGUUACAAACCAAAUGGUAGCCUAGAAGCGAGGGGAAAUAAUGACAGAUUAUUCGGACAGUAACAUGAACAUGAUCUCUUAUAUAGGCGCAGUGAUAAUUCAUAUGGAACUGUAAGCAGGCAUAGGUGUGUCUGUGUUGGCGAAUACAGCACGGCUUGGAACGCUGCUUGUCUAAUCAGCAUCCAGGAUCCAUUUUACCCCCUUUUUUCUCCCAAUUUCAAUUACGAUCUUGUCUCAUCGCUGCAACUCCCCAACGGGCUCGGGAGAGGCGAAGGUCAAGUCAUGCGUUCUCUGAAACAUGACCCGCCAAACCGCACUCCUUAACACCCACCCACUUAACUCAGAAGCCAGCUGCACCAAUGUCUCGGAGGAACACUGUUUAACUGACGACCGAAGCUACAAGGAGUCGCUAGAGCACGAUGAGCCAAGUAAAGCCCCCCCUGGCCAAACCCUCCCCUAACCGUGACGACGCUGGGCCAAUUGUGCGCCGCCCUAUGGGACUCCCGGUCACGGCCGGUUGUGACACAGCCUGCGAUCGAACCCUGCGCCACUCGGGAGGCCAAACAACCCAUUUUCUAAUAAUAAUUAGUGUGAUGCUGUGUAUAGUGCGCUGGGGCUCUGUGUGUGUGUACUGUGCGUACCUUGUGUGUGUGUCUAGUUUAGUGUGUGUACAGUGGCGUGAAAAAGUAUUUGCCCCCUUUCUAAUUUUAUCUACUUUUGCAUAUUUUGUAUAGUGAAUGUUAUCAGAUCUUCAACCAAACCCUAAUAUUAGAUAAAGGGAACCUGAGUGAACAAAUAUCACAACAAUUACAGUACCAGUCAUUAGUUUGGACACACCUACUCAUUCCAGGGUUUUUCUUUAUUUUUAUAAUAAAUCACUAUUUUUACUAUUUUCAACAACGCUGGUACUGUUACAGUCGUUCAAUGUUGCCCAGUUUUCUUGCGUGUCAUCAAACACAUAUAUUUUCCCGAUGCUAGCCAUUCACUUCACUUCCGCGGGUCUUUGAUCUGCCGCCUCGUUCUCGUCAGCACUCCCCUCGUAGUCACAAGCUUGCUAGCUGCUGUGCUACAGGGUCAAAAUCUAACUCACUUCCUACGAGCUCCAUCUGCAUUCGUGAUGCACACUGUAGGUGAUCAUCCUCGUCACCAUUGUAGUGUCUUAGCUCUUAUUACUAAUUGAUAUAUUAAGAAAGACUCCAAAUACAAAUAAAAUAAAAUUUUAUUGGUCACAUACACAUAUUUAGCAGAUGUUAUUGCGGGUGUAGCGAAAUGUUUGUGUUCCUAGCUCCAACAGUGCAGUAGUAUCUAACAAUUCACAACAAUACACAAAUCUAAAAGUAAAAGAAUGGAAUAAAUAAAAAUAAAAAUAUUAGGACGAGCAUUGUCGGUGGCAUUGACUUAAAUACAGUAGAAUAUAAUACUAUAUAUACAUAUGCGAUGAGUAAAGCAGUAUGUAAACAUUAUUAAAGUGACUAGUGUUCCAUUAUUAAAGUGGCCAGUGAUUCCAUGUCUGUGUAUAUAGCGCAACAGCCUCUAAGGUGCAGGGUUGAGUAAUCGGGUGGUAGCCGGCUAGUGAUGGCGUAAGUGAACUGGAGCUUCACAUUUACUAAAGCUAGUUAGUACAAGAAUAACAUAGAGCAACACUGCGCAUGACCAAGGGCGCUCCGUUCUUAAAGGGGACAUCAGUAAUUAACAGAACAUAACACCAACUUUAUCAAUCAGAUGGAUAGCUAGCAAAAUAAGUGGUGUAUAUUGUAUUUUUAUUGGCAAAUGUAACUUGCAACAUGACCUUUAAAGUUACAUAGCGUAGCCCUUUACACUUCAAAUACAAUUUUAUUUGUCACAUACACGUGUUUAGCGGAUGUUAUUGCGGUUGUUGCGAAAUGCUUGUGCUUCUAGCUCCGACAGUGCAGUAAUUUCUACCAGUAAUAUCUAACAAUUUCACAACAUAUACCCAAUACACACAAAUCUAAGUAAGGAAUGGAAUUUAAGAAUACAGUGCUAUGAAAAAGUAUUUGCCCCCUUUCUAAUUUUCUCUACUUUUGCAUAUUUGUGAUACUGAAUGUUAUCAGAUCUUCAACCAAAACAUAAUAUUAGAUAUAGGGAACAUAAGUUAACAAAUAACACAACAAUUACAUAUUUAUUUCAUUUAUUUCAUAAACAAAGUUAUGCAACACCCAAUUUCCCUGUGUGAAUAAGUAAUUGCCCCCUUACACUCAAUAACUGGUUGUGCCACCUUUAGCUGCAAUGACUCCAACCAAAUGCUUCCUGUAGUUGUUGAUCAGUCUCUCAUGUCGCUGUGGAGGAAUUUUGGCCCACUUCCAUGUGAGCUGAAGCUGAAGCGCAGCUGGGUCAUGCAGCAAGACAACGAUCCAAAACACACAAUCAAGUCUACAUGAAAAUUGCUAAAAAAGCAACACAUUGGAAGUUUUGGAAUGGCCUAGUCAAAGUCCAGACCUAAUCCCAAUUGAGAUGUUGUGGCAGGACUUGAAACGAGCAGUUCAUGCUUGAAAACCCACACGUCACUGAGUUAAAGCAGUUCUGCAUGGAAGAGUGGGCCAAAAUGUAUCCACAGCGACGUGAGAGACUGAUCAACAACUACAGGAAGUAUUUGGUUGGAGUCAUUGCAGCUAAAGGUGGCACAACCAGUUAUUGAGUGUAAGGGGGCAAUUACUUUUUCACACAGGGGAAUUGGGUGUUGCAUAACUUUGUUUAUGAAAUAAAUAUGUAAUUGUUGUGUUAUUUGUUCACUUAUGUACCCUUUAUCUAAUAUUAGGUUUUGGUUGAAGAUCUGAUAACAUUCAGUAUCACAAAUAUGUAAAAGUAGAGAAAAUUAGAACGGGGGUAAAUACUUUUUCAUAGCACUGUAUAUACAUGCAUGGACAAGCAAUGACAGAGCGGCAUGGACUAAGAUACAGUAGAAUAUUAUAGAAUACAGUAUAUACAUAUCAGAUGAGUAAUGCAAUAUAUGUAAACAUUAUUAAAGUGACUAGUGUUCCAUUUCUUAAAGUGGCCAGUGAUUUUCAAUAAGCAUCAGCAGCCUCUAAUGUGCUAGUGAUGGCUAUUUAACAGUCUGAUGGCCUUGAGAAAGAAGCUGUUUUUCCUUCUCUCGGUCCCAGCUUUGAUGCACCUGCACUGACCUCGCCUUCUGGAUGAUAGCGGGGUGAACAGGCAGUGGCUCUAGUGGUUGAUGUCCUUCAUGAUCUUUUUGGCCUUCCUGUGACAUCGGGUGCUGUAGGUGUCCUGGAAGGCGGGUAGUUUGCCCCCGGUAAUGUGUUUGGCAGACCCUCUGGAGAGCCCUGUGGUUGCGGGCGGUGCAGUUGCCGUACCAGGCGGUGAUACAGCCCGACAAGCUGUUCUCAAUUGUGCAACUGUAAAAGUUUGAGGGUUUUGGGUGCCAAGACAAAUUUCUUCAGCCUCCUGAGGUUGAAGAGGCUCUGUUGCGCCUGUAGUAUCGCGUCAAUGCUGGUAAUUAUUGCUGUCAAACAAAGAGUCCGCUUAGGCUGUACUUUGAUUAUAAGUUUUAUUUAUAUCACAAGAUUUCAGCAUACGUUUACAGACCCUGCCGGGCUGGAGAACAGUGUCGAAAGAUAAUGUCUGUUCUAACCUCUUCUUCGCUUUUACCCAGUAUAUAUAAUCUUCCCAAGAUAUGGGUGGCUCCCUCUACUGUCCAAUCCCCUGUCUACAACACACACUUCCUGUCUGUUGUAUGUGGCGUCACACUAAAACCUUCCCUCUGACACUAAAUAAACAUACUUUCAGUUCCACUUAAAAAACAUUAACAAAGUCAUAAUCUUAAUACACUACAUGCCUUCUUCACCUCACUGUCUGCGUGGGUGGACCAUUUCAGUUUGUCAGUGAUGUGUACGCCAAGGCACUUGAUGCUUUUCACCUUCUCCACUGGGGUCCCGUCGAUGUGGAUAGAGGGGUGCACCCUCUGCUGUUUCCUGAAGUCCACGAUCAUCUCCUUUGAUUUGUACCCGUAUAUGGGUUAAAAAUGGCAGAUUUGGGCACUAAUAAGCGCAAAUGGCUGUACAGUAAAAUGCUAUACAUGACGUCAGAGCUCUGGCUCUGCACUUCACAUCACUGUAUGGGUUUUGACUGAAAGCCAUUCUGAACUUGAGUACCUUCUCAAAAAAUGAUUAUUGUCAAUCAACAAUGACAAACCACCGGGGUCUGACAACUUGGAUGGAAAAUUACUGAGGAUAAUAGCGGACGAUAUUGCCACUCCUAUUUGCCAUAUCUUCAAUUUAAGCCUACUAGAAAGUGUGCACCCUCAGGCCUGGAGAGAAGGAAAAGUUAUUCCCCUACCUAAGAAUAGUAAAGCCCCCUUAACUGGCUCAAAUAGCCAACCAAUCAGCCUGUUACCAACCUUUAGUAAACUUUUGGAAAAAAUGAUGUUUGACCAGAUACAAUGCUAUUUUACAGUAAACAAAUUGACAACAGACUUUAGGCACACUUAUAGGGAAGGACAUUCAACAAGCACGACACUGACACAAAUGACUGAUGAUUGGCUGAGAGAAAUUUAUGAUAAAAAGAUUGUGAGGGCUGUUUUGUUAGACUUCAGUGCGUCAUUUGACAUUAUCGAUCAUAGUCUGUUGCUGGAAAAACAAAUGUGUUAUGGCUUUACACCCCCUGCUAAGUUGUGGAUAAAAAGUUACCUGUCUAACAGAACACAGAGGGUGUUCUUUAAUGGAAGCCUCUACAACAAAAUCCAGGUAGAAUUAGGAAUUUCCCAGGGCAGCUGUCUAGGCCCCUUACCUUUUUCAAUCUUUACUAACGACAUGCUUUGAGUAAUGCCAGUGUGUCUAUUUAAGCGGAUGACUCAACACUAUACACGUCAGCUACCACAGCGACUGAAAUGACAGCAACACUUAACAAAGAGCUGCAGUUAGUUUCAAAAUGGGUGGCAAGGAAUAAGUUAGUCUUAAAUAUUUCAAAAACUAAAAGUAUUGUAUUUGGGACAAAUCAUUUACUAAACCCUAAACCUCAACUAAAUCUUGUAAUGAAUAAUGUGGAAAUUGAACAUGUUGAGGAGACUAAAUUGCUUGGAGUAACCCUGGAUUGUAAAUUGUCAUGGUCAAAACAUAUUGAUACAACAGUAGCUAGGAUAGUAUGUCUAUAAUAAAGUGCUGCUCUGCAUUCUUACCAGCACUAUCAACAAGGCAGGUCCUACAGUUCCUAGUUUUGUCGCACCUGGACUACUGUUCAGUCGUGUGGUCAGGUGCCACAAAGAGGGACUUAGGAGAAUUGCAAUUGGCUCAGAACAGAACAAUUGGCUGGCCCUUAGAUGUACACAGAGAGCUAACAUUAAUACUAUGCAUGUAAAUCUCUCCUGGCUCAAGUGGAGGAGAGAUUGACUUCAUCGCUACUUGUAUUUGUGAGAGGUAUUGACAUGUUGAAUGCACCGAGCUGUCUGUUUGAACUACUGGCACACAGCUCGGACACCCAUGCAUCCCCCUCAAGACAUGCCUCCAGAGGUCUCUUCACAGUCCCCAAGUCAAGAACAGACUAUGGGAGGCGCACAGUACUACAUAGAGCCAUGACUACAUGGAACUCUGUUCCACAUCAAGUAACUCAUGCCAGCAGUAAAAUUAGAUGAAAUAAAAUAAAAAAACAGAUUAAAAAUAUACCUUAUGGAACAGUGGGGACUGUGAAGCAACACAAACAUAGACACAUGCAUACAAACACACAAUAACAUACAAACUAUACACACAUGGUGAAGCUGUUUGAGAGAAUGCAAAGAGUGUGCAAAGCUGUCAUCAAGGCAAAGGGUGGCUAUUUGAAGAAUCUCAAAUAUAACAUAUAUUUUGUUUUGUUUAACACUUUUUUGGUUACUACAUGGUUCCAUAUGUGUUAUUUCAUAGUUUUGAUUUCUUCACUAUUAUUCUACAAUGUAAAACAUUGUAAAAAAUAAAGAAAAACCCUUGAAUGAGUAGGUGUGUCCAAACUUUUGACUGGUGCUGUAUGUCAUGACAGUGUUAUGACCAUAUUAUGACAGGUUAUGUUAGCUGUUAUGACAUAUUAUGACAUGGUUAUGACCAUGUCAUAAUGUGUUAUGACGCUGGGUAUCAAGUAAAGUGUUACCAAAAUUGAUGUGUGCUUGCUCUAAGUCCUCAACGGCACAUCUAGUAGAGCUCAAAAAAGUACCUUAUAGUUGAAGACUCUUCUUUGAGUCAUAAAAGUGCAUUAAAAUUGAUUUUCCAGAAAUAGUCUUGUUACUGAAUGUAUCCAGAGUAUUUUCUGGUUUCUUUAUCAACAAAUACACAAAAAGUACAGUAAAUGUAAAAUGCACAUAAAAUCAACAGUUUGGAUUCAGUCGUGUGUCAGGUGAACUGUUAUGUCUUCAACUUUGGUCUUAUAAUUUUCCCAUUAUCUCCAAAUAUUUCCCUUUCAAUUGCUACAAUGGUUGUGCAUAUGCUUUUCAUAUUUCUUCUGUAAGAAACAUUUCAAUUUAGCCCUAUCCAUAUAGGCCAAUUCCCACGAGUGUUAAGGUGAUUUGGCCCAAUUUAUUAAAGAGGGUCUGUAUUGGCUGAUUUCGCCUCAGUUUUCCUCCUCGUCAUUAAGAAAUGAAACUGAAAAGACGAAAUUUGAUUCUUGGAGGCGUGCUUUGAUGUGGGUGUUUCUUGUGUGUGUCUUCGCACGUGGGAUGUGUUCGUACAUUCAUGGUCAGUGAGGUGUUCUCUCAUUUGUGUCUGGAGGUAGUAGUAAGCUAGCCAACUUGAGCCAGUUAGCUUUUGUCCUUGACUGAUGUUGUGAUAUCAGAACACUCCUUUGCAGCCGAAGUGUCCGGUGUGUGACAAUGGUAAAGUUAGAGUUUUUCAACCGAAAAAGUUAGUUUAUCUCUCUCCCUCUCCACCCUGCCCCUCUCCCUCCUCAGAUCUACUACACAGGGAAGUACCAGAGCCUCGGCAUCAAGCAAGGUGGUCCGUCGGCAGGUAAAUGGGUGGAGCUGCCUGUCACCAAGUCCCCUAAGAUCGUCCAGUUCUCGGUGGGCCAUGACGGCUCGCAUGCCCUGCUGGUGGCCGAGGAUGGCAGCGUGUUCUUCACCGGCUCUGCCAGCAAGGGAGAGGACGGAGAGUCCAGUAAGUAUGGACGAGAACACACACCUACACAGACGAGAAUACGCAUGGAUGUGGUCCAAGAUGGCGCUGAAGGACAUUGCUAUUUAGUUACUUUUUUUGUGUUCAUCUUUACUCUUUUUGUACAGAAAGUUCAUACUAUUAUCACAUAUGACAGCCAAGCACUUCUGGACAUCAGAUCGACAGUUAGUAACCUUUCACUUUUACCAACACGUCUCCUGCACCACUAGGGGUGCUAAAACUCUAGACCACUUUUAUUCUACCCACAGAAAUGCAUACAAGGUCCUCCCUUCGGCAAAUAUGUCAUGACUUUAUUCUCCUGUUUCCUGUUCACAUAUAAAAGCUCAAACAGGAAGUACCAGUGAUGCGCUCAAUAAAGUGGUCCGAUGUAGCAGACGCGAGGCUACAAUACUAUUUUGCUAGUACAGACUGGGAUAUGUUCUGGAAUUCACCCAAUAGCAUUCAGGAGUUUACCAAUUCACUCACAGGCUUCAUUAAUAAGUGCAUAGACAACGUCGUCCCCACAGUGACUAUACGAACGUAUCCAAACCAAAAACCAUGGAUUACAGGCAAUAUCUGCGCUGGGCCAAAGGCUAGAGCUACCACUUACAAGGAACAGGACACGGACAUGGACACAUGCAAGAAAGCCCACUACGACCUCCGAGACAACAAACAUGCAAAAGGACAAUAUUGGAGGAGGGUGGAAUCCUAUUACACCGGCUCUGAUGCAGGGCUUGCAGACUAUCGGAUUACAAAGGAAAACCAAGUCGUGAGAUGCCCACUGAUGCAGAACUCCCAAACAAGCUAAAUGCCUUGUAUUCCUCAAAGCGGCCAUAAAACAAUGAGUCUUGCGUGAAAGCCCCUGUUCAAAUAACUGUCUGAUCUCGCUCUCCGUGGCCAAUGUGAGUAAAACUUUUAAACAGGUUAACACUCGCAAGGCCGCCGGGCCAGACGGAAUACCAGGGCACGUUCUCAAAGCAUGGGAAGACCAGCUGGUGAGUGCAAUCUCUCCUUGUUCCAGUCUGUAAUCCCAACAUGUUUCAAGCUGACCACCAUUGUCCCUGUUCCCAAGAACUCUAAGUUAACUUGCCUAAAUGACUGUCACCCUGAAAGGCUGGUCAUGACACACAUCAACACCAUCAUCCCAAACAGCCUGGAUGCACUCCAAUUUACAUACCGCCCCAACAGAUCCACAAAUUGCACUUCACACUGCCCUCUCCCAUCUGGACAACAGGGGAAAUAACAAUGUGAGAAUGCUAUUUACAGACUAAAGCUCAGUGUUCAACACCAUAGUUCCCUCCAAGUGCAUCACCAAGUUGGGGACCCCGGGACUGAACACCUCCCUCUGCAACUAGAUCCUGGGCUUCCUUACAGGCUAUCCCCAGGUGGCGAGAGUACGCAACAACACCUCCUCCACGUUGACCCUCAACACGGGGGCCCCUCAGGGGUGUGUGCUUAGUCCCCUCCUGUACUCCCUCUUCACCCACGACUGCAUGGCCACGCACGACUCCAACACCAUCAUCAAGUUUGCUGACAACACAACGUUGGUUGGCCUGAUCACCGAUGGCGAUGAGACAGCCUACAGGGAGGAGGUCGGAGACUUAGCAGUGUGGUGCCAGGACAACAACCUCUCCCUCAACGUCAGUAAGACCAAGGAGCUGAUCAUGGACUGCAGAAGAAAGAGGGGAGAGCAUGCCCCCAUCCAUAUCGCUGUAGUGGAGCGGGUCGAGCCCUUCAAGUUCCUUUGUGUCCACAACACUAAGAACUUAACAUGGUCCACACACCCCCGCACAGUUGUGAAGAGGGCACUACAGCACCUCUUCCCCCUCAGGAAGCUGAAAAGAUUUGCCAUGGGCCCUCGGAUCCUCACAAAGUUCUACAGCUGUACCAUCGAGAGCAUCUUGACUGGCUGCAUUAUCGCUUGGUAUGGCAAAUGCACCGCCCUCGACCACAAAGCACUAAAGAGCGUGGUGCGGAAAGCCCAGUACAUCAAUGGGGCAGAGUUCCCUGCCAUCCAGGACCUCUAUAUCAGGUGGUGUCCGAGGAAGGCCGGAAAAAUUGUCAAAGACUCUAGCCACCCAAGUCAUAGACUGUUCACUCUGCUACCGUCCGGCAAACAGUACCGGAGCAUAGGCUCUCGGACCAACAGGCUCCGAGACAGCUUCUAUCCCUAAGCCAUAAGUAUGCUAAAUAGCCAUAACAAAAUGGUUACCCAGACUAUCUGCAAUGACCCUAUCUUGCACUGACUCGAUGCACACUCACAACACUAUACACUGAGUCUGCAAAACAUGAAGAACACCUUCUUAAUAUUGAGUUGCACCCCCAGCUUUUGCCCUCAGAACAGCCUCAAUUCGUUGGGGCAUGGACUCUACAAGAUGUCGAAAGCGUUCCACAAGGAUGCUGGCCCAUGUUGACUCCAAUGCACAGUUGUUUCAGGUUGGCUGGAAUUCCUUUGGGUGGUGAACCGUUCUUGAUACACACGGGAAACUGUUGAGCGUGGUAAAACCCAGCAGCAUUGCAAAGGCACUUACAUCUUUUGUCUUGCCCAUUCACCCUCUGAAUGACACACAUACACAAUCCAUGUCUCAAGACUUUAAAAUCCUUCUUUAACCUGUCUCCUUCCCUUCAUCUACUCAGAUUGAAGUGGAUUUAACAAGUGAGGGAUCAUAGCCUUCACCUGGAUUCAUCUGGUCAUGGAAAGAGCAGGUGUUCUUAAUGUUUGUACACAGUGUAUAUAUGCACUAUAUACUCACUCUCUCACACAGAACCCACACACAUUGACAUACACUACAUACGCACGCACACACACACACACACACACACACACACACACACACACACACACACACACACACACACACACACACACACACAUACAGUGCAUUCAGAAAGUAUUCAGACCCCUUGACCUUUUCCACAUUUUGUUACAUUACAGCCUUAUUCUAAAAUUGAUUAAAUUGUUUUUUUUUUUCCCCUCAUCAAUCUACACACAGUACCCAUAAUGACAAAACAAAAACAGGUUUUUAGAAAUGUUUGCACAUUUAUUAAAACUAUAAAACUGAAAUAUCACAUUUACGUAAGUAUUCAGACCCUUUACUCAGUACUUUGUUGAAGCACAUUUGGCAGCGAUUACAGCCUUGAGUCUUCUUGGGUAUGAUGCUACAAGCUUGGCACACCUGUAUUAGGGGAGUUUCUCCCAUUCUUCUCUGCAGAUCCUCUCAAGCUCUGUCAGGUUGGAUGGGGAGCGUCGCUGCACAGCUACUUUCAGGUCUCUCAAGAGAUGUUCGAUCGGGUUCAAGUCCGGACUCUGGCUGUGCCACUCAAGGACAUUCAGAGACUUGUCCCGAAGCCACUCCUGCGUUGUCUUGGCUGUGUGCUUAGGGUCGUUGUCCUGUUGGAAGGUGAACCUUCACCCCAGUCUGAGGUCCUGAGCACUCUGGAGCAGGUUUUCAUCAAGGAUCUCUCUGUACUUUGCUCCGUUCAUCUUUCUCUCGAUCCUGACUAGUCUCCCAAUCCCUGCUGCUGAAAAACAUCCCCACAGCAUCAUUCUGCCACCACCAUGCUUCACUGUAGGGAUGGUGCCAGGUUUCCUCCAGAUGUGACACUUGGCAUUCAGGCCAAAGAGUUCAAUUUUGGUUUCAUCAGACCAGAGAAUCCUGUUUCUCAUGGUCUGAGUCCUUUAGGAGCCUUUUGGCAAACUCCAAGCUGGCUGUCAUAUACCUUUUACUGAGGAGUGGCUUCCGUUUGGCCACUACCAUAAAAACCUGAUUGGUGGAGUGCUGCAGAGAUGGUUGCCCUUCUGGAAGGUUCUCCCAUCUCCACAGAGGAACUCUGGAGCUCUGUCAGAGUGACCAUCGGGUUCUUGGUCACCUCCCUAACCAAGGCCCUUCUCCCCCGAUUGCUCAGUUUGGCCAGGCGGACAGAUCUAGGAAGAGUCUUGGUGAUUCCAAACUUCUUCCAUUUAAGAAUGAUGGAGGCACUAUGUUCUUGGGUACCUUCAAUGCAUCUGAUAUGUUUUGGUACCCUUCCCCAGAUCUGUGCCUCGACACAAUCCUGUCUCGGAGCUCUACGGACAAUUCCUGUGUGUGCCUUUCCAAAUCAUGUGCAAUCAGUUUAAUUUACCACAGGUGGACUCCAAUCAAGUUGUAGAAGCAUUUCAAGGAUGAUCAAUGGAAACAGGAUGCACCUGAGCUAAAUUUCGAGUCUCAUAGCAAAAUGUCUGAAUACUUAUGUAAAUAAGGGAUUUCUGUUUAUUUUUGUAUAAAUUUGGGAACAUUUCUAUAAACCUCUUUUCACUUUGUCUUUAUGGGGUAUUGUAUGUAGACUGAGAUGUAUAUAUAUUUUUUAAUCCAUUUUAGAAUAAGGCUAUAACUUAACAAAAUGUUGAAAAAGUAAAGGGGUCUGAAUACUUUCCGAAUGCACUGUAUACCGACACAACACAAAUACACAUACAGACGCACACACAUACUCACACAUACACACACACUUUUACACUCGUCAUAAGCUGAUGCUCUGUUCUUUUAUUUUACUCUUAUUAUUAUCUAUCCUGAUGCUUAGUCACUUUACCCUGCCUUCAUGUACAUAUCUACCACAAAUACCUCAGACCCCUGCACAUUGAUCUGGUACUGAGUGUUCGGGACGGGUGGACGUGUUAGCAGAGAUGUGAUACUACAUGGAAAGAGAAAUGUCUGAAACAUGGACUUCAAUUGGAAGUAAAACCCAUCGCAAUUCUUGGGGACUUCUCAACAACUACAGAUAUUUAUCCCGGAAAGCCAUGCUCCUCAGUGCUGUGGAGAACGCCAGAGCACGGAAGAAGCAUCAAAAGAAGAAUAACAUCUCCAAUAAGAGAAAAAGGACAGAGGAAAACAAUGAAACGCAGGACACUAUCCAAAGAGUAAAAAAUAUAAAAUUACCUGAGAAUGACACGUGUCUAGAAGUUGAUAGCACUCUAAAACCCACAGACUCAUGGACUCAUGUUGCUAAAUUUGGACUGCCAUUGCCCCCUACAGUAGAGAGUUUGCCAAUAGCUGCUUCUGGGGACAACAGCAUAGCCAACCAGCAGACUUCAAAAGGCACAAAGCUGGUUGGGGCCACUCUGAGUGAACGAUGGGAGGUGGACAGUGGAUUUGUGUCUGAGGCCAGCCCUCCAACUAGUGGACGUAGUUCUCCCUGCCACACAAUGAGCCCAACCACCGUGGUGGCCAUGGACUGCGAGAUGGUUGGUACAGGGCCAGGCGGGCGCACUAGUGAAUUGGCACGCUGCAGCCUGGUGGAUUACCAUGGCAACGUCCUGUACGAUAAGUACAUCCGUCCGUGCCAGGCUGUGACUGACUACAGGACCCGUUGGAGUGGCAUCCAGAGGCACCAUUUACAGAACGCUCUGCCCUUCCCCAAGGCUAGGACAGAGAUACUACGAAUACUGGAUGGGAAAGUGGUGAUCGGUCACGCUUUGUACAAUGACUUCCAGGCCUUGGACUUCACCCACCCAUGUCACAUGAUCAGGGACACAAGUGGUAUGCGUCUGCUCAGGCGACUGGCUGGCUUCCCCACAAAGCGCUGUGUCUCACUCAAGAUCCUGGCCAACAGCCUCCUAAACAGGAAAAUACAGGUUGGAAGGAGGGGCCACAGUUCAGUGGAGGACGCUCUCGCUUCCUUGGACCUGUAUAAACUCGUGGAGGGGGAGUGGGAACAGGAUAUGCAAGAGAGAAUGAGGGACCGAGACACAGGCACUCUCCCAGACCCCGCCACCUCAAACCACUACAUGCAGGACCAGUACUGGCCAGAGGACUUGACCAAUGACAGCCAUUGAGAGAAGCCUGUGUAGGAGGGUUGAUGGGGUAGAAGUAGGCCAGGGGUUUUAAGUAAAAUGGUCCCAAGUUGGCAAGGGUGAUACUAAAUUCAUCUGAUCAGCUAAUAUUGCACACAUACAUGCUGGGAGCCGCAGUUUCCACAGGGGAUAAGGUCACGGCAACACGUCAAGUCGCUCAAUGUCAAGAAUGGCAUCAGGAAAGGGAGUGAACUGUGAAAGGAAGGGGUAAAUGCAAUGACGAGGGAUUUAUUUUAAGGUAUUGCAGCCGUAUGUCUUUGUGUGUAUGUAGAGCAUGUCAAGUUUGACAUGGUUAACUUACUACUUGGAUAGUUGGAACAAUGGCUGGAAGUCUAUGGGUAUCUGCUAGCUUACUGGCACAUACCCAUAGACUUCCAGCCGUUGCGCUAACGCUAGUUAGCAUUGGUUUGCAAAACUACCUAUAACUUCCUUCAUACUGGACAGAGACAUACAAUUUUUAUCUACGAGUUCAUCGGACUCUGGGGAAGUAGAUAAAAUCCAGAAGUAUCCCUUUAACUCACGAUUUGUUAAAACUUGCUUGCAUGAAAUUACACCAGUAUCUCCAGAUAAGUCGGCAGGUAGCUUAGUGGUUAAGAGCGUUGUGCCAGUAACCGAAAGGUCGCUGGUUCUAAUCCCCAAGCCGACUAGGUGAAAAAUCUGUCGAUGUGCCCUUGAGCAAGGCACUUAACCCUGAUUGCUCCUGUAAGUCGCUCUGGAUAAGAGCGUCUGCUAAAUGACUAAAAUGUAAAUGUAAAAUGUACUGGUGCUCCAUAGGCCUGGGCUAUUGGUAGUGGUACUCAAUAGGCUGCAGCAGCUUCCACUUAAACCUCUAGAUGCUGUUUUCCAUUGUGCCCUUGGAUUCAUUACUGGUGAAAAUAAUAGAACACCAUUUUGUAUUGUAUCAAAAGGUAGGUUGGUUAUUUACAAAGCGCUCCUGCAGAAACUUCCAAUGUAUCUUGCUCGUCAAGGUCAAAACAUUAGAAUACAGUACAAGAGCACAAGAUUGGAUAGUGCUAGGGUGGCUUCUGAUUUGGGGAGAGCUGCUUUUGUUUUUUCUGUUCCACAGAUGUGGAAUGUGUUGCAGGGAGGGUCAGGCUUGAAUGCCUGUUGCCCUUUAGGGAAUUUAAAACAUUAAUGGGGAAUGCUCUAAGUGAAUAUUGUGUUUUAUUUUUUAUUUUUUAUGAUCAUGUUUUGUAAUUUUGUGUUUGUGUUGUGCAGGGCUCAUAUGAAAAAGAGUCUUGGUCUCAAUAUGACACCCUGUUCAAAUAAAGGUUAAUAAAACUCCCUGUAUACAGCUCCAUUUUAUUCUUCUUGUGUUACUAUUUUUAUGUUGUUGGGGAGGGCUCGUUAGCAAGCAUUUCACGGUAAUGUCUACACCCUUUGUAUUCGGCGCAUGUGACAAAUAAAAUGUGAUUAUAUUUGACACCUACACAGACGAACACACAUGGAUGAGAACAGAUACACAACGCUCUCACACACACACAAAAAACAACAACAUUAUGUAUCUUUUGGUAAGGAUGACAGACAGUCUUCAACGAGAAAAGCACUGUAUUCAGAAUAAACUCCAACCAACUUUGACCUAUCACAUUGCUAUCUCCCACUUCACCAGUGUUGUCUUUUGCAUAGAGAUUAUUCUCUAAUGUUUUAUCUCUACGGUUUACUCUCCAGCCAAAAGCCGGCGCCAGCCGAAGCCCUACAAGCCCAAGAAGAUGAUGAAGCUGGAGACCAAGACAGCGGUGAACACGGCCUGCAACAACGGCAGCAGUGGCAUUGUCACCAAGGACGGAGAGCUCUACAUGUUUGGCAAGGACGCCAUCUACAGUGACAGCACCUGUGAGUGGGACAGAUACAGGGGAACGGGUUUCUUUUGGGUUGCGUUGGUUAGUGCAAAUGUUCACAGCUGAUUAACUUGAGUGGGACAGAGAGAGGCUUCAUCUGGGUAGUGUUCAUUCGUGCAAAUGUUCACGAAUGUUCAGAAAUGAAAAAUAUUAGACUGAAAUAUUACAUUUUAUAAGCCAUGUUGGUUUGAUAAUGGUAUUUCAUAGCCUGGAAAUUCUGACUGAAUUCUGCUCUGUUAAGUGGAGCGUAGCAUGAUUCAGUCGGGAUAAGGCUAGGUCUUUUACAGUAGCAAUACAGUAGCAAUGUUUUCUGCUCUCUCUUGUGCCCCCUCCAGGCCAGGUUUCAGACCUGAAGGGUCACAUUGUAACACAGGUAGCCAUGGGGAAGGCCCACACCUGUGUCCUGACCAAGAGUGGAGAGGUCUGGACAUUUGGGGUCAACAACAAGGGCCAGUGUGGCCGAGAAACAGGGGCAGUGAACCAGGCGGGGAAAGGUAACAUGCAUGACGGACGCACAUACAGUAGGUGCAUGCACACACAUUCACAGACGCGCACGCACGAGCACACAAAUUACCACCCAACGCAAACAUACUUUAUUAUACCAUAUACACACACAAACACAGACCAAACAACUGUUUUUUUUGCAUGUAUAUUUUCUGUAUUUUGCAUGUAUCACCCACUCGUGACCAUGUGUGAAAAAUGCACUUGAAAUAUAAUAACAUAUCUUCUCUACCCCUUGUAGCAUUUGGCAUGGAGAGUAUGGCGACCGCCAUGGAAGAGGACCUGGAGGAUGAGCUGGAGGAGAAGGAGGAGAAGAGCAUGAUGUGCCAGUCGGGCAUGCACAAGUGGAAACUGGACCAGUGCAUGGUGUGCACCGUGUGUGGAGACUGCACCGGCUACGGAGCCAGCUGUGUCAGCAGCGGACGGCCCGACAGAGUACCCGGAGGGUAAUGCUGGGCAUAAACUACAUGACUUCUAAAAUCUUAACAACUUGGACAUGCUCACAUUUCCCGAUAUCAUUGUCACAUAUCUUUCAUUCCGUCCAUCCUCAACCCCAGGUUUCUCGGUUGUCGUAGGAAAGAAAAUGCAGACGCAAACAGCGAGCUACUUUAUUAGUGUGCACAUUAUUAUGUGAAGAAAUGUCAUAAAGAGACAGAGGCGCAGAAUAUGGACUUAAUAUGAAAUAAUAAUAUAAUAUGAUUUCAUAAAAUUAUAUUUUUGGUGUCUCAUGGUAGGACGCAGAGGUAAUAUUGAAAAGGCAGCUGCGUUUUCGCCACAGCUCCACCAAUCUGUCCUGCAUCACCUCGGUCCACAUGGUGUGUGCUGUUGUUGCUUUCCUCUUCGCCAUCAUUGUUUUUGUCUCACACGCUGAAAGCUCACUGGCUAUUGGCAGUAGCAGUCCUUUCCCAAUCGUGUGGUACAGUGAGGGAAAAAAGUAUUUGAUCCCCUGAUGAUUUUGUACGUUUGCCCACUGACAAAGACAUGAUCAGUCUAUAAUUUUAAUGGUAAGUUUACUUGAACAGUGAGAGACAGAAUAACAACAACAAAAUCCAGAAAAAUGCAUGUCAAAAAUGUUAUAAAUUGAUUUGCAUUUUAAUGAGGGAAAGAAGUAUUUGACCCCCUCUCAAUCAGAAAGAUUUCUGGCUCCCAUGUGUCUUUUAUACAGGUAACGAGCUGAGAUUAGGAGCACACUCUUAAAGGGAGUGCUCCUAAUCUCAGUUUGUUACCUGUAUAAAAGACACCUGUCCACAGAAGCAAUCAAUCAAUCAGAUUCCAAACUCUCCACCAUGGCCAAGACCAAAGAGCUCUCCAAGGAUGUCAGGGACAAGAUUGUAGACCUACACAAGGCUGGAAUGGGCUACAAUACCAUCGCCAAUCAGCUUGGUGAGAAGGUGAAAACAGUUGGUGCGAUUAUUCGCAAAUGGAAGAAACACAAAAGACCUGUCAAUCUCCCUCGGCCUGGGGCUCCAUGCAAGAUCUCACCUCGUGGAGUUGCAAUGAUCAUGAGAACGGUGAGGAAUCAGCCCAGAACUACACGGGAGGAUCUUGUCAAUGAUCUCAAGGCAGCUGGGACCAUAGUCACCAAGAAAACAAUUGGUAACACACUACGCCGUGAAGGACUGAAAUCCUGCAGCGCCCGCAAGGUCCCCCUGCUCAAGAAAGCACAUAUACAUGCCCGUCUGAAGUUUGCCAAUGAACAUCUGAAUGAUUCAGAGGAGAACUGGGUGAAAGUGUUGUGGUCAGAUGAGACCAAAAUAGAGCUCUUUGGCAUCAACUCAACUCGCCGUGUUUGGAGGAGGAGGAAUGCGCCUAUGACCCUAAGAACACCAUCCCCACCGUCAAACAUGGAGGUGGAAACAUUAUGCUUUGGGGGUGUUUUUCUGCUAAGAGGACAGGACAACUUCACCACAUAAAAGGGACAAUGGACGGGGCCAUGUACCGUCAAAUCUUGGGUGAGAACCUCCUUCCCUCAGCCAGGGCAUUGAAAAUGGGUCGUGGAUGGGUAUUCCAGCAUGACAAUGACCCAAAACACACGGCCAAGGCAACGAAGGAGUGGCUCAAGAAGAAGCACAUUAAGGUCCUGGAGUGGCCUAGCCAGUCUCCAGACCUUAAUCCCAUAGAAAAUAUGUGGAGGGAGCUGAAGGUUCGAGUUGCCAAACAUCAGCCUCGAAACCUUAAUGACUUGGAGAAGAUCUUCAAAGAGGAGUGGGACAAAAUCCCUCCUGAGAUGAUUGCCAACAAGGGUUUUGCCACCAAGUACUAAGUCAUGUUUUGCAGAGGGGUCAAAUACUUAUUUCCCUCAUUAAAAUGCAAAUCAAUUUAUAACAUUUUUGACAUGCGUUUUUCCGGAUUUUUGUUGUUGUUAUUCUGUCUCUCACUGUUCAAAAAUAACCUACCAUUAAAAUUAUAGACUGAUCAUUUCUUUGUCAGUGGGCAAAUGUACAAAAUCAGCAGGGGAUCAAAUACUUUUUUCCCUCACUGUAACUCUGCUCAUACUACAAGAUGCACAACCAAAAUUUAUGACAUUGCCAGGUCAUAGGACAAGGGUCUGGAGAACGGAACAGCCAUCAUCUGGGAAUCCUUGACCCUCUCAAACUAUGCGAGUCCCGACAUACUGAUCCUAGCAAAAGCUAAUAGGAUUUCACCCCGACCAUAAAAAUGAGUCUUGGAAAACUUGACGAAGAGGGAGACACACACACACACACACACACACACACACACACACACACACACACACACACACACACACACAUACACACACACACACAUACAUACAUGAGAACACACACACACACCAUUCACUAGUUGCAGUAUCUUUGUUAAGAGAACAUACAUUUAUGUUUGGGUCUAAGUUAGGGCUGACUCCAUUUAGUCGAUUGUUUGGUUGAUAGGCUGUUGGUCGACCAAGAUUGUUUUAGUGUAGCAGUGGAAAAUAUACGAGGCACAUAUCUGAUUCACGCCUGUCUGAGUGGACUAAUCCAUUGCGGAGGCCGCGGGGAUGGCACUCCAGUGUCACAAGUAGUACAUUUACAGAUAAUUUCCAUCAUUUGUAAUCUACAAUGUUUGUUUGAAUACGGUAAUUUAUGUUAAUGCAUUAAAAUGUAUUAUUAUUAGUCUUACCAUUUUCAUUGUAGGGGUGGACACGUUGUUUGCAGAGCGCUCAACCUAUGCUACACUUGUGAGAAAAAAGUUUUGGUUUAUUUCAUUCCAUUUACGAGUUGUCAAUAUAUUAAUUGUCUUUUGUUUGGAACACUCCUGUUAAUAUUGAGUAAGGACACGCACCUGAUUACGCACAUAGAAGUAGGACUAGUCUACCUGGCCUGCGUGCAAAUGUAGGCCUAUAAGUGUGCCCAUUUGGGAAUCUGAUACUAUUUCUGAUUGUAGUAAUUCGCCUUAAACAGCAAAUAAACAAUGUCUGUUUUUACAUCGAUUGAGAAUGACAAAAGUUCCUCAAUGUAGCCUAUUUGAAAGAUCUUUCCAGCUCUCUCCCUUUCGAUUACCACUCAGCAUGAAAGGGAAAAAAAAAUGUCAUGCGCUGAUCCGGUGAAACGUCAUAAAAUAGGCCUACAUGAUUACUUCUUAUCCUACAGCCUACAGCUGUGUUUGUCUGUCUGGAGCUCACUGGCACGGGAAACUAUGAGGGCCCAGAAUAUUUUAUUCAAUGUUGCAAGUUUGCUAGCAGGGGUUUCGGACCAAGUUAAUAUAAUAGUUGAUGCAAUGUUUCAAGUUCCUUGCAGUCAGGCCAUGCGUAGCCAAUGUGAUUUCUAGGAUAUUCAUUUUUUGCAGGAUAUUUUCUACCUGCGGGCUGCAAUGUUUUUAUUUGUUGGCUUUAUGUAUGUAGGCUAUUUUUACAUAUUGGCAAUGGCAAUAGAAGUUACUUUUAGAUUUGUAUCAUUUUUAUUUAGAUAUAAUUUUGAUUAACCACAUGGCAUUGAUUUUGAGAUAUGAAGACUUUAUUAUGAAUGAAAUUAAACUGUUCCACGAAAAUCAUAACUGACACGCAGAUCAUUAGAAAUGGUACGAUAACAUGGCACUCCAAAUGGAAAAGGUUGCCGACCGCUGGUGUAGCCUAUUUCCGGCAACUUCAGGAGCAUAAUGGCAGAAUCUGCGAAGGCCAGCAGCAGCAGGAGGGUCAUGAACAGGUUUUUGUUCUUCUGGUUAGGCUAUAUUGAUCUCUGGCUCCCUCCCUCUUCAGUAAUUUGUCUUAAUUUUUAAUUGCAGUGCUUAAAGUAUCAGACAAGCUCAGUAGCCUACAUAUAGUUGAUUUUAUUCAAUACAUGGGGAAAUACACAUUUAAACAUUUAGACCAAUCAAUUGGUCGAAAGAACAGACGACUCUACAUCGACCAAUAUUUUUUUUAGUCGGGGACAGCCCUAAUCUAUGUUAAUGGUUAAGUAUAUUUGCUAUUUGCUAGUGCUUAGUGAUCUGUCUUUACAAAUCAGUAUUGUUGAGUCAAAAUGCUGAUCAGAUGCACUAAUAUUUGUUUCUGUAUGUGUGUUUGUAUGCUUUUGUUUGUCUUGUGGAUGUCUGUGUUUGUUUGUGUUUAUUUUGAUGUUUGUCUCUCUGUAUGUAUGUGUGUGUCUCUCUUUCUGCAUCUCUCUCUCCCUCUCAGUAUCUGUGGCUGUGGUUCAGGGGAGUCUGGCUGCUCAGCGUGUGGCUGCUGUAAGGCCUGCGCCAGGGAGCUGGAUGGACAGGAGGCCAGACAGAGGGGCAUCUUUGACGCUGUCAAGGAGAUGAUACCACUAGACCUACUACUAGGUAAACACACAAUAACAACAGUUGCUCAAUAUACACUACAUGACCAAAAGUAUGUGGACACAUGUUCGUCGAACAUCUUAUUCCAAAAUCAUGGGCAUUAAUAUGGAAUUGGUCCCCCCUUUGCUGCUAUAACAGCCUCCACUCUUCUGGGAAGGCUUUCCACUUGAUAUUGGAACAUUGCUGCAGGGACUUGCUUC
Messenger RNA from Coregonus sp. 'balchen', 20919 nucleotides. The record is from the annotation of a GenBank genome assembly. NCBI's taxonomy places the organism in Eukaryota, Metazoa, Chordata, Actinopteri, Salmoniformes, Salmonidae.